Molecule: messenger RNA, 6181 nt
Organism: Lucilia cuprina (Australian sheep blowfly)
Lineage: Eukaryota; Metazoa; Arthropoda; Insecta; Diptera; Calliphoridae
Product: serine-rich adhesin for platelets
Exons: 5
Coding region: 737-5896 (1719 amino acids)
Biological process (GO): regulation of transcription by RNA polymerase II
Molecular function (GO): DNA-binding transcription factor activity, RNA polymerase II-specific; RNA polymerase II cis-regulatory region sequence-specific DNA binding
Source: RefSeq, a predicted model, not a curated record
AAUGUCAAUUGAGAAACAUUUUUAAUCGAGACGACGAAUAAUACGCGAAAAAGGACACGCGUUACAACGCAGAUAAUAAUUUAUUUUUCAUAAAAAAUGAAAAUUAUCAGUUCAAUUUGCGUAAUAAUUAUUUUCCCGUAAAAAUGCAGCAAAAAAUAAAAAUGUUUUACAAUAAAUAUAAAACGUAAACACGUGAAAAAUAAGUAGACAAAAUAGUGAUGGAACAUAAUCACGAAAACGACGAACAUAAAAGCAAGAACGCAAAAAAACGAAUAGAAAAAUAAGUGAAGAAUAAAAAAAAAGAAUAAGAGAAAAAAUGUUUUAUUAUCGAGCAGCAGACAUAGCAGCCGCGUUUAUUAUCGCUUUUGCUGUAUCUUAAAUUAAUGGAAAACUAAUCUGUGCUCGGUCCGAAGAUUUUCAAGAUUAACAAGUUCAAAGGAUUUUUUAUUAUAUUUUAUUGAAGUGUUUUAGCUAAGUGAUACAUAUAUAGAUAAUAAGCGAGUUUGGGGGGGUUAAACCCUAAACACUAACUCUCCCACUAGUGUAAAGUAGUUUUAAGAUAAGACAACAGAACAAGUGCUUUUCAUUGGAAGCAUACUACAUAUUAGUUGAUUUAAGAAAAAACGAGAAAUUAAAUUUAGUGAUAGUGAUCAUCACGGAGCAUUAGCUGCGUGUACAGUUAUUGCUGAACGCGCGGGGCUCUCAAAUUUGAUUUACCAACACACACAAACGCGAUAUGUCCGAGAACAAAAAUGGACAAGGAGCGCAGUGGUCGAAAGGUGCAGUAACAGCAGCAGUUGCUGCAGCACAAAAACAACAACAGCAACUUCAGCAGCAGCAACAUUUACAACAUACUCCUGUUUUCAAUGCAACAGCGUUGAGUUUAACAUCUCCACCUGCGGGCACUGCAUCUGCCUUAUACGGGGGUACUGGACAUCUGGGUACACAUCAGCCGUCAUCUGAUGUAACAUCAUAUGCAGCUGCUCGCUUUCAAGCACCACCAAUCGAUCAUCGCUCUGCAUCCACUUCGUCUUCCCAUAUUGUACCCCCCACACCUACACCAUCUUCCACUACCAAUGUACCUGUACCUAGUGGUUUCAUACCGCCACCAUUUCCACCUGCUGCAGCAGCUGCUACAUCUGUACUGACCCCCAACCCGUAUGCAGUGGCUUCGCUUACCGCCCCAGGAUCAACACAUGCAAGUGCAAAUCAUCCACAUUCACAUGCGCAUUCUCAUCCGCCUCCGAAUCAACAAUAUUCGGGGUCUCAUCCCGUGUCUUCGUCUCACCACGCCCACUUUGGAAUGGAACAGUUUCAACAUUUAAAUGCCCAGCAACAAUACGAGCUUAGCAAACUAAUGGCAGCUUCUUUUAGUGCAACCCAACAGGCAGUGGGGGUUUCAAGUGGACCAACAAAUCUUUCAUCGAACGCAACAUCGUUUUCCUCAUCAUCGUCGACGGCAACAGCUUCAUCAACCACAACAAAUGUGUCGGUUGCAGGAACGUCAACUUCUCAAACAUCUGCAACAAAUCGUCAUCCACCACAAUCGUCUGGCGAAAGUUCUACUUCCGGUAGUAUAAAUACACAAAUGGCAGACCAGGUUAUUAGUGCAAUAAGCACUGGCACCACAGCCACCAAAUUGGCUACCACACCUAUACAUGGUCGUUUAAUGGGUCUAGGGGUGCAUGCACCAGAUGAAGAGAAACUAAGACGAAUACAACAAGUUGUAGAGUCCGGUAUAGGCGAUCAUGCCAAACAACAAAUAGUUCAAAUAUUGGAUCGUAUUUCGACUUUAAGGCCAGUAGAAAAAUUACUGCUUUAUUUAAGAUUGCCUGGAGAACAACCAGAAACAGAUCCCCUACGUCAGCCUCAAAAUCCCUUAGGGACACGUUCAGAGAUUAAUCACACUAUAAAUUGGGUUCGUACUCAUUUAGAACAAGAUCCCCAAGUAUCUAUACCAAAACAAGAUGUAUACAAUGAUUAUUUAGUUUAUUGUGAACGUUUGGAUAUCAAGCCAUUAUCUACGGCUGAUUUUGGUAAAGUUAUGAAGCAAGUUUUUCCAGGCAUACGACCCAGGCGUUUGGGCACAAGAGGACAUUCACGUUAUUGUUAUGCUGCUAUGCGGAAAACAAGUAAAUUGCCAGCACCCCACUUACCCACACUGACGACAGUGAAACCUACAAAAAGUGCUGAAAAAGAUGGCAGCAUUGAUUUAUCGACAAAUAUUAUUGAUAACACUGAAGAACAGGAAGAAUCAUGGAGUGUUGUAAAACAAUGGGCAGAGUCUAUGUUGCAUGUUAAAAUAGACAAUAUAAGUGAUUUGGCAACACAUAUAAAAACAAAUGGACCAUUACCAUUGGCAGGAGGAACGCAUACACCAUAUACUGGAUCCGGACGAGGGACUAGUAGUAGUGUGGCACACAAAAAACAUACGCAAAGGGAACCCAAAGAAAAAAGGGUCAUGGCGGAUAUGGGACCUUUAAAGAAACGACGCAAAAAGAAACGAAAAGGAUCAUCCUCAUCAGAAUCCAGUUGCCAUCAAAAUGUAAACACCGGUGACCAACAACAAAUUCAAGCCCAAUUAUCUCCAGCUAAUAGCUCUAAAAGUGGUAGUCAUCAUGCUGUGCUAUCACCGGCAAUGGAGGAUGGUCAAAAAGUGAAAAUUAAACAGGAAGUAAUAGAUUCGCCCGGUUAUCCUCCAUCAGUGGGAAGUUUGUCCACACACUCUCAGUCCACAGAUUCGACUAAUGUAACCCAAUAUCAAACAACUUCGGGCACAAAUACAUUACAAAUGGCCCAGCAUCAAGUGAUGCCAAUGAAUUUGGCUGCUGAGACAAGAGGUGGUAUAUCCAACGUUUUAGCUAGAGCUCCACCAAUGACCGCAUCCCUAACGGCAAGUGCAUUUGAGCAUGUACGUCCAACGGGUGUGCAGACACCAACAACAACUGUAGCAGCAGCUGUAAAGAAUUUAACACCAAAAAUUAUGGAAUUGUCUACGGAGAAUCAAGCGAUGUCUUCGCCCCCAUCGCAAACUGUUAUUAAGCAAGAGAUUGGAACCGAAGAUUACAACACUUCAAAUAUUUUCUGUAAGAAGGUUCGUAAAGCACAACAAACUAAAGGUUUUUGGGCCAAUUCCCCAACAUCGAAUCGGAGCACAACUGCAGCAACAACUCCAAAUUAUCCUAUUAUAACAACAACAGCUUCUACACCACCACCUGUGUCGGCUAGUGUUAUAACAGCACCCCCAAAUAAUUCGGAUUCCGUUGUGGUUUACAACAUGGGACCACCCACACAAAUGGCUCCUUCUACUAGCCCAAAUAGUCAGACAUUAGGCGAUGACGUUUCAACGCUGGGACAACCAAAGGUACUUUCUCGUAAUCUACAACAGUUAAAGGCAAAGAAAAUAUUGGCUGCCGUCGCGACAGCUGGUUGUGAUCCUCCUGAUCUGAAUGCGGCCAAAGAUGCAGCAGAUCUACCGGCAAAUUUAGGUUUGCCGAGAGAACGCGUUAUUAGCAUUUGUAAUAUGGAUAAGCAUGAGCUAGAUGAUUACUUUUUGCCCGUAGAGGAGGAAAAUUCAGAAGAUCAAGAAACUGAGUUGCUUCAAUAUUUUCAGAUGGGAGACGCUGAGGAAAAAUUAACCAAAAAUUCUUCCUCUGAUGCUAAACGGAACAGUAAUUCAACAGUAAAUCAAUUGACGUCAGCCUCAACAUCCAUACCUAAAUCGACAAUAGCUACAACGGCAUCGUCAAGUAUAGGAUCGUUAGUACUGACCUCCAAUUCAACAAUGACAACAUCAAAAACAUCCACUGGCAUAAUGAUGAUGAGCACAUAUAAAUCUAGUAACAAUACACCGUCAAUAAACGAUAUAUCAACAAUAACAAAUAGUCAAUUACAAAAUGGUAAAACAUUUUCAAAUACAAAUUCAAACACAACAGCAAAUUCUACUUUGAUUAAAUUGCCCUUAACGUCAUCAUGUUUAACAGCCACAACUUCAUCGUCGUCAUCAUCAUGUUCAAAUACUGUUGGUACUGCCUCAGCGUCUCUAGCACAAUUAAAUCAAAAGCAUCAACAACAAAUGCAAAUACAACAACAACAUCAACAACUUCAGCAACAAUCUAUAAAUCAACAUCAGCAACAACAACAACAAAAUCAACCUCAAGUCUAUUCAAAGGUUUCUAUUAAACGUAAAAUAAAUUUAAAUACAACAACAACUACAUCGGACAUAACAGCAGCAAGGAAAAAUUACAGUUUUCUACCAAUAUCACCCAAUAUUAAUACGACCACCACAUCUUGCAGCAACAACACUUCAUUGCCGCUAAAUAGUAAUAAUACUAAUAAUAGUCAUACCUCAAAUGCGGGAUUCUUUGCCAGCCCUGGUUUAUCGCGUUUACUGACUAAACAACAAUCGUUAGAUUGUGACACCUCCUCAGAUCCCAUGAUUGGAGCAACACGACGUCAGCGAUCGUAUAAUACCAUGAUGACCUCUGCUUCAGCACCUCCAAGUCCUUCGGUGUUAAAACAGCAGCAAGAGCAACAAUUGUUUGGCCAUAUGUCACACAACAUUCUUAUGGAUCAGUGGUCUAACUCAGUCGAACACUUCAAUAAUCCAACAGCAUCGUCAAAUGUGGUCAAUUCGUUAAUGGUUGAUCAAAAUUCUUUGGAUUUAGACUUAUUUGGCGAAGCGGCUGCAGCUGCAGCCUCAACAGCAACCAAUACCACAUUUGGCAAUCGCACUAAUUUUAAUAUGAAUAUCAACAACAAUUCUGAGGGAAUAAUGGGACACAAUUCGGAAAAUUCAUCCGGCCAAAUCAACGACGUCACACAGCGAUCUCAGUCGGUGCCGUUGUCACAAUUGCAACGUACACAUUCGCCCACAUUCAAUCGAACUUUCCAAUGUGGUACAAAUAAUCCAGCGGCAGUAUCUGCUUGUAAUUCCUUGGCUCAAACACCUGUGCCAUCGGAAUUUAUGGAUUCAGUUACAAUGCUGUCGGAAAAUAGUUGUAGCCAACAGAGUGCCACCAUAAAACUUGAGGAGGUUGCAAAUGUUGUUGCUUCUGAUUCAACCGCCAUGUUGGAUGAGGUUGUUGUGAGUGACAUUUUGUCAUCUCCAGAUUUCGUGUCAAAAUUUUCCAGUCUCAACCAGACCGGCACAACAAAAACAACUUGUUCGUCGGCGGGUUCCUCGUCGGGCUAUAGCAGUGCUGGUCAUUUUUCCUUAUCAUCCGGAAGCUAUAGUGUAGGAGGAGGCGGUAAUGGAAGUGGCAGCGGCGCCAUGACUUCGUCAAUAUCACGUUCCGUACCUUCUACACCGUUGCCUCAUCAAAAUCCACAAAAUCUGUUUGGUAACGGUAAUAACUUUUACAGAAGACGUUUCGUUAAUAAUUGUCAAUCGUUAAAUGGAGUUGGUGCAGGUGGGGUUUUGGAUAAUCUUAAUUCUUUUUCCCACAAUUUUUCAUCCAGCAGCAAAUACGGUUAUGGCAAUAUGUCUUCAUCGUUAUCCCGUUCAGCGUGCGAUAUCUCUAAAUCUAUGCCUUCUACACCCAUAACAACUACACCAAGUAGUUUCCGUUACAGUCCUUCAGAGUUUGCACGCGAUUUCCUUAUUAAUGGCAAUACCAUAGAUGAUAGCAUAACAUCCUCAUUCGGUGCAGUGGGCAGUGAUAAUCUAAUGGGGUCUGAUGUCGUGGGUGUGGAUGCUCCACUGAAUUCCGAAUCGCUGUUGAAUGAAGAAGAUACAUUAAUUAAUGGUUCGACCGGCAUGGGACAGGUAGAUACAGGCGUAUUAACACCAGAUUUUUCUGUACAAUCUGGUACAUCGGCUCCUGAUAUGGGCGGUGUUGUAGGUGAGUCAUCUGUUGUUAUUGGCGUGGGUUCGGAUUUAUUAGAUAAUUUGUAGAAUUUGUCUGAAGAGCAAGUUAAAAGAAAACGUGUAAAGCAAAAGUCCCAUGAUUCUAUAUUAGAAGAAACCGCACAAUCCUGCAGCAUACCAGCUGAAAGUGAAAAUGACCACGAUGCGGUUAAUAGUUGUGCAGUUGGACUUUUACUAGCCGAAGUUGGUAAAUUAUAAUCAUCAUAAACUUGCUCUUCAGUACAAACAGUAGUAAUUAGUAAAACUAAUCUAAUAUGUCAUUGAAAUUGUUACAUUAUUGUUUAAUAUAUUAUAUUUUAACAUUUUAUAGUU